CCCAGGCUGUUAAUAGACUUGUCUCAACCUUUUGGAUAAUUCUGCCAGAUCCGACUUCCUUCCCAGGCUGACCUGACGUGGGUACCCAACAUGCACAACAGCACUGCCCAAACUCCGCACGCGGCUGCAGCGCGUAACCACACUUGGCCCACGCAGUCAGCGAGCUCCGAGUUCUCCCUGGGYGUCUUGGUGCUGCUGGCUUUCCUCAUGGUGCUGCUGUCUCUGGUGACCAUCCUUGGGAACAUCCUGGUGAUCCUKGCCUUCAUUCUGGACAGAAACCUCAGGCAUCCGAGCAACUACUUCUUUCUGAAUCUUGCAGUUUCUGACUUUGCAGUGGGUGUGUUCUGCAUGCCUCUCUACAUCCCUUAUGCCCUGACAGGGAAAUGGCACUUGGGAAGAGGCAUCUGCAAGCUGUGGCUGGUUAUGGACUAUCUCCUGUGCACAGCUUCAGUAUUUAACAUGGUUCUUAUCAGCUACGACCGUUUCCUGUCAGUUACAAAAGCUGUGUCAUACAGAGCCCAGCAGGGAAUAACAUCCAACCCUGCCAUCAAGAUGGUGGCCAUCUGGGUCUUUGCCUUCCUCCUCUACUGCCCAGCCAUCCUGUUUUGGGAGCACGUGGCCGGACACAGUGUGGUAGCAGCUGAUCAGUGCUACGCCGAGUUUUUGCACAACUGGUACUUCCUCCUGUGUGCAUCAGCGCUGGAGUUCUUUGUGCCGCUGCUCUUGGUGACCUAUUUCAACAUGCACAUCUUCCACAACAUCCAGCGGCGCCAGCGGCGUGGCAGCACACGGGACUGUGAGCCUGCCAGGGGCAGCAGCCUGUCCUGGAGGUUCUGUGGCUUGCCRAGGCCAGGGGCAUCAUCUCCUCCAUCUGAAGCAGAGGAUGGUGUUUCUUUUCCCAUGAAACCAAAGAAAGAGUCUUUGGUAACUGACUGCUCGUCUCCAUCCAGAAAMAAUUCUGUUAUCCCAGAAAAUGACUUUUCUGUUUCCUUCUGUGCAAAGACCAGAUCAAAACUGCAGCAGGACAAAAAAAGAGCAAAGUCUCUKGCCAUAAUUGUAUGUGUGUUUGCCAUUUGCUGGGCCCCAUACUCUUUAUUAAUGAUUAUUCGUGGGGCCUGCCAAGGAAAGUGCAUCCCUAACUCCUUGUAUGAAGCAACCUUUUGGCUUUUGUGGAUCAAUUCCUCUYURAAYCCAUUUCUYUACCCUCUUUGUCAUGUUAAAUUUCGAAUGGCUUUUCUGAAAAUAUUAUGUCCCAAAAAGUUURCAACAUUGCGAUUAAGUUCUUUUUAGAAAGUAAAAGAAAAAGAUAGUCCAAGAGGAGCUGGAUGAGAGAUGUAAGUAGYCACUGUUUGAAAUUAGAGUUAGUCUUUUCCAGGAGAUUAAACUAGUUGGAAAAUCCAAAUAAGCUUUCCGUGAAAUGUCUUCCUGCAGACAAAUGCAAAUGCCCAAGGUUUGUAUUUUUCCCAGCUACUUUAAUUGGCCAAUWAAAGGCUGUUGCCUCUGUCUGACUUUGCCUAGUUGUCUAUCCACUUUAUAAUUCUGAUUGUUGAAGAUGCUGUCUUCAAUAUAAGCAGUACAGCUUAUAUUUGUGUUCACAUGAGUUAAAAAUAGAAUAAAGUUGUGU
Malurus melanocephalus (red-backed fairy wren) is the source of this 1624-nucleotide messenger RNA. RefSeq names its product histamine H3 receptor-like. NCBI's taxonomy places the organism in Eukaryota, Metazoa, Chordata, Aves, Passeriformes, Maluridae. The record is from RefSeq and is a predicted model, not a curated record. Gene Ontology annotation, molecular function: histamine receptor activity. Gene Ontology annotation, biological process: adenylate cyclase-activating adrenergic receptor signaling pathway. Gene Ontology annotation, cellular component: membrane. The transcript is spliced from 3 exons. The coding region runs from base 91 to 1290 and encodes 399 amino acids.